Messenger RNA from Capsella rubella, 1474 nucleotides. Its product is annotated as two-pore potassium channel 1. Lineage: Eukaryota; Viridiplantae; Streptophyta; Magnoliopsida; Brassicales; Brassicaceae. The record is from RefSeq and is a predicted model, not a curated record. Gene Ontology annotation, cellular component: plant-type vacuole membrane. The transcript has 3 exons. The coding region runs from base 178 to 1263 and encodes 361 amino acids. Gene Ontology annotation, biological process: potassium ion transmembrane transport; stabilization of membrane potential. Gene Ontology annotation, molecular function: potassium ion leak channel activity.
GGAAAAGAAAAGAAAAACAAAACAGAACAAAACUAGAGAAGUAGUAAGCACAGAAGAGAAUUGGACAACUGUGAGAAAACAUCAAAUGAAGAACAAUAGCGAGAUCCGACCACACCGCUUAUUCCGAUUUUGAUCUUAAAAUUCUGGAUCUUAUAGUUACUUAGUUUGGUAGUUGAAAUGUCCAACGAUUCAGCUCAUACACCCUUGUUACCGAGUGAGAAGUUAGAUACCAUGACUCAAGAUUUCAACCAAAACUCAAGAACUUCUUCAAGGAAAAGAAGACUGCGUCGCUCUAGAAGCGCUCCUCGUGGUGAUUGUAUGUAUGAUGAUAUUAAAACCGACGAACCACCUCCACAUCCGAGCAAAAUCCCAAUGUUCACUGAUCUAAACCCGAACCUCCGGCGAGUUAUCAUGUAUUUGGCUUUAUAUUUAGCCAUUGGUACUUUCUGUUUCUACCUCGUGAGAGACCAGAUCUCAGGUCAGAAGACCAAUGGUGUGUUAGAUGCUGUGUAUUUCUGUAUUGUAACCAUGACAACCGUUGGAUACGGUGACCUUGUCCCUAAUAGUUCUGCCUCAAGGCUACUUGCUUGUGCCUUUGUCUUCUCUGGAAUGGUCCUCGUUAGUCACCUUUUAAGUCGAGCAGCGGAUUAUCUAGUGGAGAAGCAAGAGACUUUGCUCGUUAAGGCUUUCCAUUUGCGUCAAAGCGUCGGUCAAAUAGACAUUCUCAAGGAGCUGCAUACUAACAAGUUGAGAUACAAAUGUUAUGCUACAUGCCUUGUCCUUGUAGUCCUCUUCCUUGUUGGUACAAUUUUCCUUGUGAUGGUUGAGAAAAUGGCGGUUAUCGAAGCUUUCUACUGUGUCUGUUCCACGGUUACGACAUUGGGUUAUGGCGAUAAGAGCUUUAGCUCCGGUACCGGACGCCUUUUUGCUGUUUUUUGGAUCUUGACGAGCACCAUAUGUUUGGCUCAGUUUCUCCUCUAUGUGGUUGAGCUAAAUACAGAAAACAAACAGAGGGCUUUAGUGAAAUGGGUUUUAACGAGAAGAAUCACAAACAAUGAUCUCGAAGCAGCUGAUCUAGAUGAAGAUGGAGUCGUUGGAGCUGCAGAGUUCAUUCUAUAUAAACUGAAAGAAAUGGGUAAGAUUGAUGAGAAAGAUAUUUCUGGGAUAAUGGAAGAGUUCGAGCAACUCGAUUACGAUGAAUCGGGAACUCUAACAACUUCAGACAUCGUUCUAGCUCAGACGACAUCUCAGACUCAAAGGUAACCAUCGUUAUCAUCAUCAUGUUGCGAAGACGAAUCAGAAUCUUUGUUGAGUUAUGCUUGCACACAACAAGAAAAGCAUAAGACAGUAAACAGUUUUUUUUUUUGAAAUGUUAUUUGUCUCUUCUUGUAAUGUUAUGCCACACUGUGAUUGUUUCUUGAUGCUGAGUGUAUAAUUUACAUACAUAUGAAUAUAUACACAAAUAUUUUGUCUU